This is a messenger RNA of Penicillium hordei, 660 nucleotides long. RefSeq names its product NADP-specific glutamate dehydrogenase. The record is from RefSeq and is a predicted model, not a curated record. The coding region runs from base 1 to 660 and encodes 219 amino acids. The transcript has a single exon. NCBI's taxonomy places the organism in Eukaryota, Fungi, Ascomycota, Eurotiomycetes, Eurotiales, Aspergillaceae. Gene Ontology annotation, molecular function: L-glutamate dehydrogenase (NADP+) activity. Gene Ontology annotation, cellular component: cytosol.
AUGAUCAAAUACCGCACGAACGGGAAGGGCUCCCUCAUUGGCAAGACAGUCGCUAUUUCUGGAGCUGGAAAUGUUGCCCAGCAUGCAGCCAUCAAAGUCCUCCAGCUUGGAGGGUCUGUCACCUCUCUCUCUGACAGCGAAGGCUCAGUGAUAGCGACUCAGGAUGGGGCAAUUGACAUGGGAUUUCUGGAUAAAGUUAUUAGCCACAAAGCUCAGCGGAGGCAGCUGGCGGAAUUUGUCAGUGACGAUGAUACUGGUAUCAAGUAUGUUCCCGGCCAGAGACCUUGGAAGAACGUCCCUCGGGUGAAAAUCGCACCGCCAUGUGCAACUCAGAAUGAGCGUUUGAAGGAGGCACAAGUUCUUAUUAACGCGGGCUGCAAGUAUGUUACCGAAGGGAGUAACAUGAGCUGUACCUCUGAGGCCUCGGCUCUCUUGGAAAGCCACCGGAAGCAGAAACAAGGAAACGCAACUAGGUACGCGCCGGGCAAGGCUGCAAAUUCCAUUUCCAUCCCGCCUUACAAUCCAUACUCCAGAAUUAUAACGUCCUCUUGUUUAUACCUUACCUCUUUACGAAGUUUUCUGGCAAUUCCAAGGCUGUGCAAGCUUUUAGAAUCCUCUGGGGGAUUGUUGUGCUACCGUCUAUGGAUGUAUGGCUACUAG